AAAUGUCACAAAGAGGACCACGAUUCGUGGUUAAAAAUUUGACAGCUGCUUGUUGACAACUCAUUUAUUAGUGCUUAAAACAUAUUUCUUAUUAGAUUGGCCGUUAAUUAAACUAAAAUGGAAACUUCUGACAGUGAAUAUUUCGAGAGCGCCGAUGAGGAUUUUCAGUCUGAUGAGGAGAAUACGGAAAUAAUUAAAAGUGAUGAAAAAAUUAUAAAAGUUGAGAAAAAUCCAAGAAUUGUUGAUGUAGAAGAAAAAGUGGGUAAUCUGCAGAUCGUUAAGGAUCAAAAUAUGAAUAAAGAUAAUGACAAUGAAGUAGAAUGCAGUUUGGAAAAUAUUAAAAAUGAUAUAAUUGUCAAUUUAGAAUUUAAGACAAAAGAAAAUGUUAAAGAAAGUACUACUAAAAAAGAGGAAAACAUUGUUGAAAAUUUGUAUGUGGAAGGUUCUAAGAUUGCCAAGGAUCAAAAUAUGAAUAAAGAUAACAUCAGUAAAGAAGAAAACACCCUGGACAAUAUUAAAAAAGAUAAUAAUGUGGCAAACACAGAAAAAAUCGUUAAAAAGCCAGAAGUGGAAGCUUUUAAGGAUAGUUUGAAUGAUUUAAAAGAAGAAAUAAUUGUUAAGAAACCAGUUAAAGAAUCUAAAAUAGGCAACAAAAAGAUUAUGAAGUCUAAACCUAUUAUAUGUGAAGAAGUUACAAAAAAAAUGGAAGAAAAAGCUAAAAUUGCUAAACCAGAAGUAAAAAAAAGUAUAGAUGAAAAUCUUUGGGACGAUGAUGAAAUAGACUGGGCUAAAGAGGAAGAAAUAUCAAAAAAUACUCCUGUAUUAACAAAACAUGCUCCAAACACUGAUAAACUUGAACCAGAUUUCUCAAAUCUUUGGAAAAAUGAUGACUGGGUGUCCCUUGAAGCACCUAGCAAAGAACCAUCAAAAAUCACCCCACAAAAUGAUUUAGGCUGGGGCAGUUGGGGUACAUGGGGGGUAUCUUCUAUACUUAACACUGCAACUGCAAGUGUUUCUAGUCUAACAACGCAUGUUUCUCAAGGUAUUAGUACUGUUUUGGAAACUGGCAUUGGAGUUCCUGAUCCGGAGGAAUUGGCUAGGCAACACAGAGAAGAUGAGGAAGAAAUUGUUAAUAAUGUUAGGAAUAUUGAGGAUUUGAAGGAUGUCAGGGAGAUAAAUGCUUUGGGGGGAUUUGGUUUGGGGAAUUGGGUUUCUGGAGUUAGUCAUCUUACUAAAUUGGUUGAAAGUACAGGUACAAAAGUCAUAUCAGGCGGUCUGGACACCUUAGAAACCAUAGGCAAAAAAACAAUGGAGGUUCUGCAAGAUGGCGACCCGGGUUUAAAGAAAAAACGUGCUUUCUUAAAAUUGGACCAAAACAAACCUAUAUUAUCGCAGGUUUUACGCGAGGCCAAGGAGAAAUCGAACGACGAUAACAAAAAACUCGAUAUAAGAAAUUCGGUGAGGAUGAAAAAUUACGAGACGUUGUUCGAUGAUCACCAAGGUUUAGUGCAUUUGGAGGCUUUGGAGAUGUUAUCAAAACAAUGUGACAUAAAGUUGGAGACUCUAAGUCAGAAUUUAACAGGUGGUGAAUUGACAGAUAUGCAAGAAACUUUAGAACAAGUAAAAGAACUCUGCGAACUUCCUGAAGAGGAUGACGAUGAACAAUUAACAAUCCCAGAGGUAAAAGAAAAAAUUAAUACGGCCGUUUCGGAAAUAAACAUACCAAUAACAUACGAUAAACUAGAAAAGACGUGGGAAGAAACGGAAUCGUGGUUGGAAACAUUAAAAUUGAACCUUAUUGAUGAAAAAGAACUUCAUCAACAAGCUAUAGAAACUCUGGCACAAUUAACUGCCUUUUCCGUGGAACAAUUUCACAAAACUGCAGAACUAUUGCUGGUCAAAGAAAAUAGAAGUACUGCUGAUGAGGCUGACAGCUUAGUACAGUUGACUGCAUCUCUUAUAGCAUUAAUAGGUAUUGUAGCUGCAAAAUUUUCUGAUAAAUUGAACAGUAAAGCUCCCAUGGUAAAUAAUAAGGAGUCUGUAAAUGAGUUAAUAACUAAUGUUUUCUUUGAGGCGUCAAAUUCUAGUUCUUACAUCCAAGAUGCCUUCCAACUAUUAAUUCCAGUUCUACAAGUGGGGGCAGUGUAAAAACAAUAAAAAAUAAUUUUAAAUACCAAACAUUGUAAUUAUGUUUUUAUAUUUUAUAUUUAUCAAAUCGUUAUUUAAUUAAACAUAGUCUAUAAUAAUAAUAAUCCUUAAAAAUGUAUUUUAUUUCAUAAAAAGUAAAAAUCAAAUCAUUGGGCCCCCCUUUUGUUACCGCUUGGAGGUUUUUGCAGUUGAAAGCUUGAAUUAAAGCCAAAACUACUUUGAUUGGUAACACUGCCAAAAAGCGAGGUGUUGGACGGUUGAGUCCCUCCAAUAGGU
Messenger RNA from Brassicogethes aeneus, 2424 nucleotides. The record is from the annotation of a GenBank genome assembly. Lineage: Eukaryota; Metazoa; Arthropoda; Insecta; Coleoptera; Nitidulidae.